AUGGGUGCCACCCACUGGGAUGACGCCGACCUCUACGGCGACACUGAAGAGCUCCUGGGCAAGUGGUUCACAAAGAAUCCCGAGAAGCGCCAAGAUAUCUUCCUUACCACCAAGUUCGGCUUCGCGGGCAUGGACGGCCCCAACUUCCUCAUCAGAAGCGAUCCGGAAUACGUCAAGAUCGCCAGUGCUCGCAGCCUGAGCAAGUUGAAGACCAAUUAUAUUGAUCUUUACUAUUGUCAUCGUGUCGACGGGAAGACCCCCAUUGAAGAGACUGUUAAGGCCUUGGCCGACUUGAAGAAUGAAGGAAAAAUAAAAUACCUCGGCUUGUCUGAGGUAUCAGCCUCGACACUCCGCCGCGCCCACGCCGUCCACCCCAUCUCCGCGCUCCAAAUCGAAUACUCACCCUGGUCUCUCGAUAUUGAAACCGGUAGCCAUUCCGUCCUUGACACUUGCAAAGAACUCGGCAUUGCAAUCGUCGCCUACUCACCACUCGGCCGUGGCUUUUUGACUGGAAGGAUCAAAUCCCCCGCCGACGUGGCCGGGGACUGGCGAAGCACGGUCCCCCGCUUCCAGCCAGAAAACUUCGAUAAGAACCUCGAAUUGGUGCGCAAGCUCGAGGAGAUUGCAGGCCAAAAGGACCUCACGUCUUCCCAGCUCGUACUCGCGUGGUUGCUGAAGCAGUGGGAGGGAGUGCAUCCGCUAGUCGACACACGCAGCGUCGAGCGUGUCAAGGAGAACAUGUACGCUUUGACGGUGAAGCUUUCGGAUGAAGAGGAUAAGGCGAUCCGACAGGCUUGUGAGGCGUGUAUCAUUAGCGGGGCAAGGUAUCCUGAUGCCAUGGCAGACUUCCAGUUGGGUGAGACGCCCGAGUUGACGUCGUAA
This is a messenger RNA of Rhinocladiella mackenziei CBS 650.93, 882 nucleotides long. RefSeq lists its product as uncharacterized. The transcript has 2 exons. Gene Ontology annotation, cellular component: cytoplasm. NCBI's taxonomy places the organism in Eukaryota, Fungi, Ascomycota, Eurotiomycetes, Chaetothyriales, Herpotrichiellaceae. The record is from RefSeq and is a predicted model, not a curated record. The coding region runs from base 1 to 882 and encodes 293 amino acids.